AUGACCUUGCCGGAAGUUGUCUUGCCUUUGCGGCUGACCAAUCCUCGUCAUGAUCUACAGGGAAUGCUCAUGGAAUGGAUGUCUCUUGAUGCGAGGUACGAUCCAAGAGACUGUCUCCCAGACUUGCAACUCUUGUCCAAACUUCGUUUUGAGAUGGCAACUUGCAUCAAUGAAAAGAAUGGGCACGAACAGGCCUGGGCGGCCAAACCAGUCUUGCAUCAAUAUUAUCACGGCCUGCUACAAUGCGAAAAAUACAAGAUUGGUGGAUUGCUGGAUUUGGCAGAAAAACGUUCCCUCACACUCGAAUGGGAAUCGGCCAUUAUGGUGGAACGCCAAGUCGGCCACUCUCUAGAGUUUGAAAAGGUCAAUCUCAUUUGGAAUUUAGCCAGCAUGGAAGCUUAUCAAGCGCUGGGUCAACCUAGGGAUUUGAAUGGAUACAAGGCGGCGGCCCGCCAUUUCGAGGUUGCGGCGAGUUGGUUGCAUCAAAUGAACUCGUCGUCGUCGUCGUCGUCGUCGUUUUCUCCCAACAAGCCGUUUCCCUUUUUGGAUUUUUAUCCUUCCUUGAUUCGAUUGUGGAAAGGAUUACUGCUAGCAGAAGCUCAACACUGUGCCUUUCAAUCCCAUCGGUGCAGUUUUCAACCCGAUCAUGAGACUCUGGCGGAAAUGGCAGUGGCGGCCGUGAGCAUGUAUUCCUCUCUGAAAGCGCUCUUGCAACAAAAGGAGGACUCCUCUCGGACACCCAUUUUGAGUCAACCAUUGAUUCAAGAAUGGGGGCGUCUCAUUCAAGGAAUGUUGCUGUACAUGAAAUUCAUGGUCACCUAUCACCAUGCCGUGGAUUGUCGUCAAAAAUCGUUGUACAGCAGGGAGGCCCUAUUGCUCAAAGUUGCAGGAAAAGAGGCCAAGGAAUUCUUGCAAGUAUAUGAAAAAGGCGAUUUGUCAUCCUCCUUUGGUGAUUUGGAAGCUACCAUGCGAAAUUCAAUCUUGGAAAUUGAGGAACGCAUCCAACAAACCAGUCUCCAAAUUGAACCAGAAGAAGCUCCACCAACGUCCAAUGCCAGUGCUAGUGCCGCUACUAUUACCUCAGUACCUGUUACUACUAUUACUAAUACUGAUGCUGCUGCGAAAGCAACCGGCGAAGAGGAAUUGGAACAGGCACUGCCAAAGCUCACGGGAAGCAGUCAAACCUAUAUAUUACCAUUGGAACGGAUAUUGCAAUCAUAUCCUAAGGAACCCCUAUUUUCAUCCUUUGCGAAUUUGCAACAGUCGGUGGCACGCAAACAGAGUGCUGUUGGUAACAACAACAAAAGCAAAUCGGACAUGAAUAUGUCCAAACAAGCCAUGGCAUUUCGAUCCAACAUGGAUUCCAUGUUGCUCGAAUUAUCCAUGGAAGUGGAGGAAAAACGGACCGAGACGCGACAAUUAUUGGCACAAGUCAAAUUGCCCUACUCUCUGACAGCUUAUCAACAAGAAUCUCAAGGCGGUGGGAUUCCACCCGAUUUGUGGCAUCGGGUGGAGGCUAUCCAAAAGGAUCGAUUGGUGGAAUUGCUCAAGCAAGGAUUGUGGAAUUUGCAAGAUGCGUCGGAAUCGGCCUUGAGAAUACACAAACAAGCCAAAAGUCAACUGGACUUGGAUCUCGAAAACGAUAGGGCCUUUCGGAUGGAAAAUCCCUCCUUUCACGGGCGGAAUACCAAACAAUUGCAACUCUUGUAUCGAGAACAAUUGUCAAAUUAUCAUCGAUUGCUAUCUGCGGCCAGGGAAGGAGACGCGGUGCUGAUACAGCGUGCCGAACUGCUCGACACAAAUCCCAAAUUCAAACUGUUGCAUUUCAAAAAAUCCCAACUGAACAAGCUUUUGCCGGCCAGAAAGACCUGCGAAGCGAUUAAUGUGACACAAUUGUCUGCUUUGAUUUUGCGGCUCAAUCGCAUGUUUGGCGAACAAGAUACCAUGCUGCAUACGCUGCGGGAAGACUUGCAUUCCUUUGACAUUGGGAUACAACUGCGGAAAAAGACUUCGGUCAAUCACAAACGAGAUUGUGUAUACACGUCAUCCUACUUUGAAGGACCCUUUCGGGAGAGAAUGAAAGGUAUCCGAAAACAUUUGGAUUCGGAGAAACCUCUUUUGGAAGAGAUUCUAGAAGCAAACAAACAGUUUGUGCAAGCAAGGCACGAACAAACGUCGGGCAAGUGUUCGUCGGCAGAUGAUUGUAUUGCAGUGCUUGAAGAAGCUAUUGAAGAGCUCGAUCAAAUUUCCAACCAUUUAGAAGAAGGCAAGAACUUCUAUAGCAAUAUUACCUUGAAGCUAGAGACGCUCCGGGGUCAAGUGGACGAGCUUUCCACAAAGUUAACGGUAGAACGCUUGGAGUAUGAUGAUAGGGAGGGUCGCGAUCGUCAAGAGGAAGCCGAUGCUAUCAUGGCAAAACGACUCAGUCAAGACACACCCGCCGCUGCAGCAGCUGCCGCCGCCGGUGUGGCCAGAGGGCAACUAGGGUGGGUGGACGAUGAAAAAGUGGCAACCUUGGUGGCCAUGGAUUUUGACCCAGCGAACGUCGUCGAAGCGCUCAAGAAUAAGAACAAUGACGUGGACGCUGCUCUCAAUGAAUUAUUGUCUGCUGGGUAA
Messenger RNA from Cylindrotheca closterium, 2616 nucleotides. The record is from the annotation of a GenBank genome assembly. Lineage: Eukaryota; Bacillariophyta; Bacillariophyceae; Bacillariales; Bacillariaceae.